AUGAGCAUGGACACCCGUAUGGUGAAUUUUGGUUUUACGCGUGCUGCUCUCCUGUGCGGUAUUUUAUUAUUGCUAACUGCCGUGUGUUCGCUGCAUGUGACUGCUGCUGCUGAUGGUGAUGAUGGACGCGUGAUUGUUAAUGUUAAAUCCUAUUUUUCGAUGGUGUACCGUGCUUUUUUCCGCAAUAAAACUUACUUCGUUAGUUAUGAAAACGCUGAAGCAUAUUGUGUUGAAAACGGUGCUGUGCUUCCUGCCGAUCAAACGGAGGCGGCGCACCAAAGUUUGCAGGAUGCAAUGAAGCGUGUAUACUCCAUUUUUGUUGCUUUCAGCUACCUUGGUGGAGAUGCUGUGUACAGUAGUAGCGGAGUAAUUGAGUUUAAUAAACGAUGUAAUGCUGGAGACAUUGCAUCUUCCCGCUAUUGUGUGUAUCGUUGGAAUAAGGGAUUGUUUGCAAAGGUUUUGCCUGAUGGUCACGGGGUGGCGUUCUGGCAUGGUUCAUAUGUCAAAUACGACGGUGCGGCCUCAAUGAAUGGUUACCCAUCUUUUUGGGGUAGUGAAUAUCCCAAGCGUGGUCAGUUGUAUACCCUUUCAUGGUACCAUGAACACGAAGAUGUGACUACCUGGUAUGAUGCUGAAAGUGUAGCUGGACAGCUGGUGGCAGCAAGCAACAAUCCCGAGACCACAAACAAGAACUACGUUAUCUUAUGUGAAGUCCAUGAUUCUAUCAGCACGACGACAACCACAACAACUACCACUACAACUACAGCUGCACCUGCCUCAGGCGAAGUGCCGGAACCAACUGUGACAAAGGAUGAAGAAGUUACUGUGACAACUGUGUCAUUGGAAGAGAGAAGUAAUUGGCACAUUAUUCUCAUAGCUCUAAUUUCUGUUGUUUCCCUCAUUGUGUUGCUACUUUUCCUUUUACGUUGGUUUUGUGAUUAUGAUGUUAAAAAGGAGAUCAUUCCCAUGACGCUGCGUGAAGUUGUUGGAGAGCCGUUGUUUGUCCUGGAGCCAACACCUUUUGUUCCCCCAGAGGGUUUUGAUGCUCCUCCCUUAGCCCUGCAAUAUUAUAACCAAAUGAGAACCAGUGAAUAA
Messenger RNA from Trypanosoma brucei brucei TREU927, 1095 nucleotides. RefSeq lists its product as hypothetical. The coding region runs from base 1 to 1095 and encodes 364 amino acids. The record is from RefSeq and is a predicted model, not a curated record. The transcript has a single exon. Lineage: Eukaryota; Euglenozoa; Kinetoplastea; Trypanosomatida; Trypanosomatidae.